Lotus japonicus is the source of this 1358-nucleotide messenger RNA. RefSeq names its product protein ATAF2-like. Gene Ontology annotation, biological process: regulation of DNA-templated transcription. Lineage: Eukaryota; Viridiplantae; Streptophyta; Magnoliopsida; Fabales; Fabaceae. The coding region runs from base 102 to 1013 and encodes 303 amino acids. Gene Ontology annotation, molecular function: DNA binding. The record is from RefSeq and is a predicted model, not a curated record. The transcript is spliced from 3 exons.
GCUCCCUCUCUCAAAAGUUCGAACUUUCAAGCCGCCACCAAAAACCAGAGUCAUCACAAGGAAGAAGAAGAAGAAGAAGAAGAAAACUCAAACCCACACGAAUGCAAGGUGCAUUGGAAUUACCACCUGGUUUCAGAUUCCACCCCACUGACGAUGAACUUGUCAAACACUACUUGUGUGCCAAGUGUGCUUCUCAACCCAUCAAUGUUCCCAUUAUCAAAGAACUCGACCUCUACAAGUUUGAUCCAUGGCAGCUUCCAGAUAUGGCUCUUUACGGUGAGAAGGAAUGGUACUUUUUCACUCCCAGGGACCGGAAGUACCCCAACGGUUCACGGCCGAACCGGGCUGCUGGAACCGGGUACUGGAAGGCGACCGGAGCGGAUAAGCCGAUCGGAAAACCGAAGACUCUGGGGAUCAAGAAGGCGCUGGUUUUCUAUGCAGGGAAAGCACCUAAAGGUGUGAAGACUAAUUGGAUCAUGCAUGAGUAUCGUCUUGCCAAUGUUGAUCGAUCUGCCACCAAGAAAAACAACAACAAUUUAAGGCUUGAUGAUUGGGUGUUGUGUCGAAUUUACAACAAGAAAGGGAAGAUUGAGAAAUAUGAGAGUGUGGUUGGGGUGAUGGAUCAUUUUUCUGAGGAGAAUCAUGAGAUGAAGCCUGAGAUUAAGAUGUAUGGCCAUGAUGAUUUCAGGAAUGAGCACCAGCUGUAUACGGAUACAUCAGAUUCGGUUCCAAGGUUGCACACGGAUUCCAGCUGCACGGAGGAGCACGUGCUGUCGCCGGAGGUCACGUGCAGCAAGGAGGUGCAGAGUGAGAUCAAGUGGAAUGAGCUUGACCCAGUUGCAGCCUCCUUUGAUUUUGAUAUGAAUUUAAUAAUGGAUAACACCAACAAUCACAACAUGAACAUGAACAUGAACAUGUCAGCAGUGGUGGAUGACCCUUUUGCCCCUCAGGUUCAGUACCAGAUGAACCAGCUCUCUUCACAUUUUGAUUCAUAUUCUUUUUGGAACACUUAGAGGAUGAAAUUAUGAAAGUGACCCACAAGUUUCCAUUCACACCAACCUAACUACUGUUACUGCAAGUGGACUAAUGGAAGUGAUGCCUCACACAAUGGUGGGGAUUGUUGAAGUUGGCUGUUAUUUGAUUGAUUCAGGGAAAUUGAGAUCUUUUGAAACUAGAACAAUAAGCAGUUAAUUUGAUCUCAAAUGGGGUGAAGAAUUGAAGAUCCAAAUAGUCAUUUUAGGAUAUUGUAGAAGAUUCUUGUUUCAAUGGUAUUGUGUUAGGAUUUUUUUAUAUGGUUAUGAAACAAUAUGUAUAAUAUAUCUUUUUUUAGUUAUAUUUCAGAAUGAUUCAGUUUAAAA